AUGACUAUUGUCAUUAUUGGGAAGGGGCAGAAGAACACUUCUGGUAGUCGCGCCAUAAGGCGGCAAGGUCCUGUAUAUGGGAAAACAAUUCUGGUAAUCGCGCUGUACAGCAGCGGGAUCCUGUACGAGCACUCCCAUUUAAGGAUUCCUGUGUCCGACAAAGUUUUGGCAUCACAGUCAGAUUGGCCCAUGACAGUCAGCUUUGUAUGGCAUGUCUGUAUAACGAUUCUUCCGUUCAUGUUUCUCAGCAAGUUCAUAACAAUCCAAUUGCGAACAUGCUCCAUGAACAGUAUCGCACUUGGUAUCAAGUGCGAUUUUGGGACAUCAUGGCUGUUCAAUGUACAGUUCCAAGGUUGGGGUAGACAGCAGGCACCGCCCCCCAUCCUGCCAUUCGAUGAAUGGGGUCUCUGCAAACUCGUGCCUGGAUUAAGGCAGCAUGAUCGAUUAUGA
Molecule: messenger RNA, 450 nt
Organism: Laccaria bicolor S238N-H82
Lineage: Eukaryota; Fungi; Basidiomycota; Agaricomycetes; Agaricales; Hydnangiaceae
Exons: 6
Coding region: 1-450 (149 amino acids)
Source: RefSeq, a predicted model, not a curated record